AAUUCCUGAGCAAAGUUGUGGUUUUUUUUCUGGGUUUUUUUGUUUUUGUUGUUGUUGCCUUUUUUUUUUUUGGAGCAGCCCCUAUACAUGCUGCCUCCGAGCUGCUCUCUUAUUACUGCUCACUUCCUGAAAGGAGACUUUUUAGCAAAGCCUCUAGCUCCAGCUCUGCCUGGGUCUGACAGAAGAAGGUUAUUGAGGAAGGCGACAUAAACUCUCAGCUUGGAAAAACUUUCUGACCCGCGCAGGACUGAGAGAGGAGCUUUUUUGGCUGCUGCUGGGAAAAAGGAGAAAGAAAGAAGAAGAAAAAAAAAAAGCUCAAGGAAUUAAAAGGGGGGAAAAAAGAAGAAAGAAGGGAAAACGCUAGAAAAGGAACCUUUGCAUUGUGCUGUGGGGCUGCUCUGGAACAAGAGAAUCACUUCAGAUAUUUGGGAUUCUCCAGGCAGUGUUUAGGGGCGAUGCCACCAAGAGCCUGCAGUUUGGAUUAGCCCAUGGUGACCCCGCAGUGGCCCGGGCACAGCACGUGGCACAGACAUCGUGGGCCUCUCUGCUUUGGGGAGAGCACAGAGUGGCCAAGGAUGCCUGCGGAGGGACCCAGGACUCCUGUCUCUACAUAAGUGGUGGCUGAGGGAGAGACAUGUUGGGACAGUGCCCCUCCAGCUGGCACAACACUCCCUGCGCCGAGACAAGCGUCGCUAACCAUGGCAAUAGCUUGGAGGCUUCUCACGUGGACUGUCAUCUUCACUGCAGCCCUGUGCAGCUUUCCAGGUUACAGCUUCCAGUCCCAAGAGGAGUUCCUCUCCAGCCUCGAUCACUAUGAAAUUGCAUUCCCCAUCCAAGUGGACCAAAACGGGGACUUCCUCACCUUUGACAUGAGAAGCCAGCUGAAGCCCCGGCCCCGCCGCAGCCUGGGCUCCUUGCCCUAUGAGCCAUCUGAGCAGCAGGUCUUCUACAAAGUCUCUGCCCACCGAACCCAGUUCCUCCUCAACCUGACCCUGCACUCCAACCUGCUGGCUGAGCACUUCACUGUUGAGUACUGGAAGCGGGAUGGCAUGGACUGGCAGCACGAUUUCCACGAGGACUGUCACUACGCCGGCCACCUGCAGGACCAGCACCUCAACUCCAAGGUUGCCAUCAGCAACUGCAAUGGACUGCACGGGGUGAUUGUGGCAGAUGAGGAGGAAUAUUUCAUUGAGCCCCUGAGCCCAGGAGCCAACGUCAGCGCGGGGGGCGAGGGCAAGGGCAGCCCCCACGUCGUCUACAAGCGAUCGUCGCUCCAGUACCCACACAUGGAUGCAGCCUGUGGAGUGCUAGAUGAGAAGCCCUGGAAGGGGAGGCACUGGUGGCUGAGGACACUGAAACCCUCUCCUCUGAAGCCAUCAGGCAACCACAGCCAGCGUGGGCAGCUGCCCCUGAAGAGGUCGGUCAGCACCGAGCGCUACGUGGAGACCCUGGUGGUGGCUGACAAGAUGAUGGUGGGCUACCACGGGCGGCGGGACAUCGAGCAGUACAUCCUGGCCAUCAUGAAUAUUGUUGCCAAACUUUUCCAGGACUCGAGUCUGGGCAAUAUUGUCAAUAUCCUGGUGACUCGGCUGAUUCUCCUCACUGAGGAUCAGCCCACACUGGAGAUUAACCACCAUGCUGGGAAAUCCCUGGACAGCUUCUGCAAGUGGCAGAAAUCCAUCGUGAACAGGAAUGGCAACGGGAACGCCAUCCCGGAGAACGGCAUAGCCAACCAUGACACUGCAGUGCUCAUCACCAGAUACGACAUUUGCAUCUACAAGAACAAGCCCUGUGGCACGUUGGGCCUGGCUCCCGUGGGCGGGAUGUGCGAGCGGGAACGAAGCUGCAGCAUCAACGAGGACAUUGGCCUGGCCACGGCCUUCACCAUUGCCCAUGAGAUUGGCCACACGUUUGGCAUGAAUCACGAUGGGGUUGGCAACAGCUGUGGCUCCCGUGGGCAGGAGACAGCCAAGCUCAUGGCUGCUCACAUCACCAUGAAGACCAACCCAUUCGUGUGGUCCACGUGCAGCAGGGAUUACAUCACCAGCUUCCUGGACUCCGGGAUGGGAUUGUGCCUGAACAAUGCUCCUCCCAAGCAAGACUUCAUCUACCCAACGGUGGCUCCCGGCCAAGCCUACGAUGCAGACGAGCAGUGCCGCUUCCAGUACGGAGUUAAAUCUCGCCAGUGUAAAUACGGGGAAGUCUGCAGUGAGUUAUGGUGUCUGAGCAAAAGCAACCGCUGCAUAACCAACAGCAUCCCUGCUGCCGAGGGGACCAUCUGCCAAACCAACACCAUUGAGAAGGGGUGGUGCUACAAGAGGGAGUGUGUCCCCUUCGGCACCCGGCCGGAGGGUGUGGAUGGUGCCUGGGGAGCCUGGUCAUCCUGGGGGGAGUGCAGCAGGACCUGUGGUGGAGGUGUGUCCUCAUCCCUGCGCCACUGCGACAGCCCACGGCCCACCAUUGGAGGGAAGUACUGCCUGGGCGAGCGGAAGCGCUACCGGUCCUGCAACACCGACGACUGUCCACCAGGCUCCCAGGACUUCCGAGAGCUGCAGUGUGCUGAGUUUGACAAUGUCCCCUUCCGAGGGAAGUACUACACCUGGAAAACCUACCGUGGAGGGGGUGUGAAAGCCUGUUCCCUCAACUGCCUGGCCGAGGGCUUCAACUUCUACACGGAGCGAGCAGCAGCCGUGGUGGACGGGACGCCGUGCCGGCAGGACUCCAACGACAUCUGUGUCAACGGGGAGUGCAAGCAUGUGGGCUGUGACCGUGUCCUGGGCUCUGACUCCAAGGAGGACAAGUGUCGUGUGUGUGGGGGAGAUGGCAGCUCCUGUGAGACCAUCGAGGGCGUCUUCAACCAGUCCCUGCCGGAGGGAGGUUAUGAGGAGGUGAUCCAGAUUCCCAAGGGCUCCGUCCACAUCGACAUCCGGGAGCUGAACCUCUCCAUCAACUACCUAGCUCUGAGAGGGGAGAGUGGUGACUAUUUCAUCAAUGGGAAGCUCUCCAUCGACCCUCCGCGCCGCUUCGACAUUGCAGGCACCACCUUCCACUACCAGAGAUCCCCAGAGGAGCCUGAGUCCCUGGAAGCCUUGGGACCCACCAACAUCACCCUCUUUGUCAUGGUCCUGGUGCGCACGGAGCUGCAGGGGAUCCGCUACAAGUUCAACGCGCCCGUCGGCAGGGACACCUCCAACCAGUAUUCCUGGCACUACACCCCAUGGACCAAAUGCUCAGUGCUGUGUGCAGGGGGAAACCAGAUCCAGUCUGUGGUCUGCAGGAAACUUUCUGAUGGCUCAACUGUCCCCAACCAUUUCUGCAGCCCUGAAACCAAAAUGCCAGAGAGACAGAGGCCGUGCAACUCCGAACCGUGCCCCCCGGUCUGGGUGACUGGGAACUGGUCUGAGUGCAGCCGGAGCUGCAACGAGGGCGUCCGCACCCGCAGCGUCUUCUGCAAGCGCAAGAUCUCUGCCACGGAGGAGAAGACCUUGGAUGAUGCUUCUUGCACCCACCCACGCCCCAAGAUGCUGGAGCCUUGCAACAACCAGACCUGCCCUCCAGAGUGGGUCGCCCUGGACUGGUCUGAGUGCACCCCGAGCUGCGGGCCGGGUUUCCGCCACCGCAUCGUCCUCUGCAAGAGCGGGGACCACAGCUCAACCCUGCCCACCUCCCAGUGCCACGAGGGCUCCAAGCCCCCCACCAGCAUCAGGUGCAACCUGCGGCGCUGCCCACCCCCGCGCUGGGUGACUGGCGAGUGGGGAGAGUGCUCGGCGCAGUGCGGCCUCGGCCAGCAGAGGAGGUGGGUGCAGUGUCUGGCCCACACUGGGCAGCCCUCCAGCGACUGCCCCGACAGCCUGCAGCCCCCCAGCACCCAGCAGUGCCAGAGCAAGUGCGAGUCGGGACCUACGGACAACCCUGAAGAGUGCAAGGAUGUGAACAAGGUGGCCUACUGCCCUCUGGUCCUGAAGUUCAAGUUCUGCAGCCGGACCUACUUCCGACAGAUGUGCUGUAAAACCUGCCAGGGGCACUAGGGACACGGCGGGACCCCCGUGGGAAAACUGGAAGGCAGAAGCUGCGCCGGAGGGGCCGCCGAGCCAGGCCCUUCCCCUCCGCCCCGGGCAUCUCCCCUGGGUCCAACACAGACACUGCUCGUGCUUCCAGUGGGAGCUGGUGUCACCCAAACCUACCCCCCCUCCCCAAAGACACACGCACCCUUUUGUCCCCCGAGCUCCCCAAUGGCAGGUUCCCAGUUAAACCACUGCCCGCCGCUGCAGGAGCCGGCCCAGGAGCGGUGGCGGAGGGAGCAGCUGGGCAGAGCGUGGCAGCAGGGACUUUACUUGAAAUUCUGACCUUGUUAUUUAUUAGUAGCAGACCCAGGGCCUGCAGGUGCCCAGAGAGCCACCCCGGAGGCACCAACUCACCCCGUGCCCGUGUCCCCAGGGGCCACCAGAACGGAGCGUCCCCAGGGAGGCUGGGCGAGCUGGGGGCUGCUGCCUGGCCCUGGGGGGCCCCUGGGGAGGCAGGGAGAAGGUUUCGGGGGCCAUGGGUGACAAGCGUGGCUUGUGGCUUCUGGGUGAUGGAUGGAGAUGAGCUGCUGUGGGGUUGGAGCAGGAAUUUUGGUGUCUUGGUUUGCAUCCUGUCACCUCGGCCACGCAGCAGGGGACAGAGAGCAGGCCACCCAGUGAGCAGGGCGGUGACACCAGUUUAACUGGGAGAGGGGGUUACUCAAACUCUCUUCACAACCUACUUUGGAUGGGGUGCCCCCCUAUUUUUCCUUAAAGCCCUUGUCACUAUUAUGAUCCUUUUUUCUUAUUCCAGAAACACCUGGAAGCUGGAGCUGAGGUCAGGGCCGGGGUGUGCUUGGGGUUGCAGUCACUUAACGGGCAUCAAGGAAGCCAAGGAGGACAUGGGACAAGAACUGUCUUGGUCACAGUGUCCCCAUUGCUGAGCUAUGACUCGGGACCAGUCUGUUGGUCCUGGCAGGGCCUUCUGCAACAAACCCCACAGCCUCCAAGGCUGCUUUGCCUCCAGAGGUGCUUUACUUCCAAAGGUGCUUUGCCUCCAAAAGGUGCUUUGCCUCCAGAAGGUGCUUUGCCUCCAAAGGCAGCCUCACCACAUGCUGCUGUGGCCUCGGGGUGCUGGUCCCGGUGCCACCCACUCCCCUGCCCCCAGGAGACCUCCAGUGAUGGGAAAAGAACAGGCUUUAAGUUCCUUCAGGUCACCUCUUGGCCAGAUCUGGGCCAAAACAGAUCUUCUCCACGGGCCAGCACAGCCUGCAGGGGAGACCUGAACUUCAAACCUGCAAAGCGUGUGUUUGUUAUUAUUAUUUUCAGGACUUCCUUGUCCAAAGCCAUGUUCACUUCCCUUUGAGGGGGGGUCAUCCAUGGGAUGCAGGGAGGUGGGCAGCCCUCUUUUCCCCAGAGCAAACCCCUCUGUCCUGCCAGCCCUCGUGUGUUCCUCCAUCACCUGGAUUUUUACCCACUCAUCAGCCGGUCGCAGCUUCUCUGGUGCUCAGCAAAUCCUUGGCUGGCUGGCGAGUGGGGCCCUUCAUGUGUCUUCCUUCCUGGUGCCAUGCUCCGUUCUGACGUGUUGGUGAGGGGAAGGGGGUGUUUUCACCUUUUUAUAUAGAUAUAUAUCUAAUGAAAAAAAAAAUAAAUGUUUAACAUACUAACUCUGAGGAGGAGCAACGUAACAGCAUGAGUUAUAAUAAAGGAGUAGCUACCAUC
Messenger RNA from Apus apus (common swift), 5723 nucleotides. RefSeq names its product ADAM metallopeptidase with thrombospondin type 1 motif 10 (gene ADAMTS10). The transcript has 26 exons. The record is from RefSeq and is a predicted model, not a curated record. Gene Ontology annotation, molecular function: metalloendopeptidase activity. Gene Ontology annotation, biological process: proteolysis; extracellular matrix organization. The coding region runs from base 699 to 4028 and encodes 1109 amino acids. Lineage: Eukaryota; Metazoa; Chordata; Aves; Apodiformes; Apodidae. Gene Ontology annotation, cellular component: extracellular matrix.